AUGGUUGCCAUAUCAAGACGUUUAAGAAAAGUAUUAAAAUAUCUACUACUAAUUUCGUGUGCGACACUUAGCAUCAGAUACAUACACUUCUGUGUUCUGAAUUAUUGUAUUACGUACGAGGAGUAUAAUUUAGAGAAGAAGUAUUACAAUGUGUCAAAUGAUAUAUUACAUAAAUACGAUGAGCUACGAAGACGAAAUUUACGCCACGGAUUGAAGAUAUCUUCAAGUUCAUAUCAUGAUAACAUUCUGGAUGAAGAAUAUGAUGAAGUACGUGAAUCUAGUAAUAAAGAAAAUGCCGUAUUACUGAUGUUAGUAAGAAAUUGGGAAUUAUCAUACGCUUUAAAAUCCAUGAGAUCCCUUGAAGAUAGGUUUAAUCGCAAUUAUAACUAUGAUUGGGUCUUUUUGAAUGAUGUACCCUUCGAUGCAGCAUUUAUAGAGGCUACUACUUUAAUGGCCAGUGGGGAAACAAAAUACGCAUUGAUCCCAUCGAGCGAUUGGGAUAGACCCGAUUGGAUUGAAGAUGAUAUUUUCGAACAAAGUUUAAACGACAUGGAGAAACAAAAUAUAAUAUAUGGUAAUUCGAAAUCAUAUCGUAAUAUGUGUCGAUUUAAUUCAGGGUUUUUCUUCAGACAAAAAAUAUUAGACCAAUAUGACUAUUAUUUCAGGGUAGAACCAGAUGUAGAAUAUUUUUGUGAUUUCCCAUAUGAUCCAUUUCAAGUAAUGCGUCAACAGAAUAAGAAAUAUGGGUUUGUAAUAUCUUUGGUAGAAUAUGAGAGUACUAUACCAACAUUAUGGAAAACUGUUCGUGAAUAUAUUGAAUUAAAUAAUGAUCAAACGAUUGAUACAAGUAGUGAUCUUUAUCAAUUUAUUACAGAUUGGAAUGACAUUCGAACACCAAGAUCCAGAGUUGAACCUACCGAUAGAUAUAAUAUGUGUCAUUUUUGGUCGAAUUUUGAAAUAGGCGAUUUGAAUUUUUUUAGAAGUAAAGAGUAUAUAAGAUUUUUUGAUUAUCUUGAUUCAAGUGGUGGGUUUUAUUAUGAGAGGUGGGGUGACGCACCAGUGCAUAGUAUUGCAGCCGUUUUAUUGUUAAGGGAAAAUGAAAUUAUUCAUUUCGAUGAGAUCGGAUAUAUGCAUGCUCCUUAUUUUACAAUACCUCAAUCAGAAUACUUUCAAUUGAAACAAAAGUGCAUUUGUGAUCAGACGGAAGAAGCUAGAAUUGAUUUUUCUGGGAUCAGUUGUCUUACCAGAUGGUGGAAACAUGGUUCCGGGAAGAAAUUUAUGAGAGAAACAUAUCAAUCAUAG
This is a messenger RNA of Maudiozyma barnettii, 1302 nucleotides long. It is a transcript of the gene KTR2, whose product is annotated as mannosyltransferase KTR2. The transcript has a single exon. Gene Ontology annotation, molecular function: alpha-1,2-mannosyltransferase activity. Gene Ontology annotation, biological process: protein N-linked glycosylation; cell wall mannoprotein biosynthetic process. The record is from RefSeq and is a predicted model, not a curated record. Gene Ontology annotation, cellular component: membrane; Golgi apparatus. The coding region runs from base 1 to 1302 and encodes 433 amino acids. NCBI's taxonomy places the organism in Eukaryota, Fungi, Ascomycota, Saccharomycetes, Saccharomycetales, Saccharomycetaceae.